AUGAAAAGUCGUCCUUUCCUCACUCUCAUCUAUUGCUUCCAAGGGAAGUGCAGCGGUGGCAGACUGGUUAGUGGGCGCGCGCACCGAUCUGAAGACCGAAGUUCGCAUCUCCCAUGGGGUUUUUUGUUUUUUUUCCUUUUUUCAAUGGUUUUUUCCUUUUUUCAAUGUUAUAAACUUAUUCUUUUCGUUUUUUUACCCUAA
This is a messenger RNA of Caenorhabditis briggsae, 201 nucleotides long. The transcript has a single exon. NCBI's taxonomy places the organism in Eukaryota, Metazoa, Nematoda, Chromadorea, Rhabditida, Rhabditidae. The coding region runs from base 1 to 201 and encodes 66 amino acids. The record is from RefSeq and is a predicted model, not a curated record.